AUGCAGCACACGGCCGAUCAGAUUGAAGUCCUGGCGGCCACCUGCGCCCACCAGCUCGGGGAGCAGGGGUAUGCCGUGCUGGAGGGUUUUCUGACCGAGGAUCAGCUCGAGGAGCUGAGGCUGGAGGCCGACACGCUGUAUGAGCUAGCUGAGGAGCAGCAGCAGCGGGGCGCCUCCGCGGCGGCUGCUUUCGGUGGUAGCACGUGGGGGCAGGAGGCUGUCGCAAGCUGCAUUUACGAGAGCAUCCCCGGACCCUGCUGCACGCCUGAGCUCCGCACCGGCUACGAAGCGUACCAGGCGCGCCGCGGUCGCUGGCCGCUGCGGCCCGCGGUCUGGCGCAUCCUGUUUCAGUCGCAGCUCAGUCGGGUGGUGUGUGCGCUGCUGGGCCACGCCGCCCAUCUGUUCAACGACCAGUACAUCCUCAAGCCGCCUGGCACCAGCCUGGCGGCCUUCCAGUGGCACCGCGACUCAGACUGGUGCCAAACCGAGGAUGUGUGCUAUCGGCCCUACCUGUCAGUCUGGUGCGCUCUGGAUGACAUGUCGGCGAGCAAUGGCGGCCUCGUGGUGCAGCCUGGCAGCCAUCUCGCGGCGGCGCCCGGCCCCCAGGGAGCAACCGACUCGAUGGCGGCGGCGGCGGCAGCGGUGGCUGAGGAGCAGCAGGCGGGCCGGCAGGAGCAGCGGCAGCAGCGCGGCGUGCCGCUGGAGGUGGCGGCUGGCACCGCCGUUGUGAUGAGCGACGUGGUGCUGCACUGCAGCGGGCCCAACCGCAGCCGGCACAUGCGGCGCGCCUGGAUGCCGCAGUUUGCGGCUGGGCCGCUGACCUGGCAUGCAGACGGCUCCUGCGUGUCGCUGGCAAUCCCGCUCUUGGGGGCUGCUGGUGCGCGGCCGUGUAACGACCGCUAG
Molecule: messenger RNA, 903 nt
Organism: Chlorella variabilis
Lineage: Eukaryota; Viridiplantae; Chlorophyta; Trebouxiophyceae; Chlorellales; Chlorellaceae
Exons: 4
Coding region: 1-903 (300 amino acids)
Source: RefSeq, a predicted model, not a curated record